Molecule: messenger RNA, 1314 nt
Organism: Notothenia coriiceps (black rockcod)
Lineage: Eukaryota; Metazoa; Chordata; Actinopteri; Perciformes; Nototheniidae
Product: NACHT and WD repeat domain-containing protein 1-like
Exons: 7
Molecular function (GO): protein binding
Source: RefSeq, a predicted model, not a curated record
AUGUCUCUGUUUUACACUGAGCUGUUGGCCAGACUCUGCUCCUUGGCUAAGCCUUUCCCCUCGGUGAUUGGUCAGCUGUGUGGCCAAUGUGAAGAGUGGUUACUGACGCGCCCCGAGCCCAUCCUCAUUCCCAAGUGCAGUUUCCUGCGGCAGCCAGGAGGGGCGCUACAAUACACGCUGACCGGACUGCAGGGAGGUGUGCUCUGUGUGGACCUCAAUGUGGAGGCGGAGCUUCUGGUUGCAGGUUCAGAUGGUGGCGUGGUGGCUGUCUGGAGCCUCUCUGACCACCAGCUCGUACACUCACUGCUAGGACACACAGGUGCUGUUCUGUGCGUCAAGGUGGUUGACAGCGCCGCCAACUGCCUCUCAGUGGCAGCGGAUGGCUCUCUGAGGAGGUGGAGCCUGGUGAACGGCCAACAGCUGCUCUGCAUCAAGGAGGCCAUUCCUGUCGACCCCGCCCCUUCCUCAGUACACAUACACCUGUCUGAACAGCUGAUCUUCAUUUACACCAGGACACAGGUGAAGGUGUGGCAGCUGGACGGGGGUGAGGUCCUCAGCAACACUAAUGCUGACGGGUCGGUGGUGCUGGGAGUUCUGGGAGAAUCAGUGGUUUCUAUGUGUAAUUCUGGUCUUGUCAGAAUAUCUCAACCUAUCAAUGGGACUCAAACUGUUGAGACUCGGCUGGAAAACUGUCAGAGAAGUGUGACCCUGUCUAAAUCUGUUAACUUACCAAAACGUGGGAAAGUCUUCUUUGUUUCUAAAGAAGGCUUCCUCUAUCAGAUUUCCUUGAAGGGGAGACACAUGGCAGUAAAGUUUCCGCUGGUUCCUUCUCUGCUUUCAGUCAAUGAGGAUGAAAACAUACUGGUAGCAGGCAGUGAUCGGACUCUGAGCCUCUUCAACAUCGACGGAGACUCUGUGGACAGAUUCCUGGAGCUCCAACACGACGACAGCGUUUUGUCUGCCUGCGUCUCCUCAGACUGCCGAGUGCUCGCCUCAGGAGCUGCUGACCAACUCAUCAGAAUCUGGUCGGCGACCACCGGUGCGUUGUUGGACACUCUGAGUGGCUCAGACUCCCCCGUCACUUCUGUUCUUCUGUGUCACGGCUUUGUGCUUUCAGCCUCAAAGGCAGAUGCCAGCGUCCGUCUGUGGAGUCUGAAAUACGACCUCCGCCACAAACCCACCGCCACCAUCCCUGCAGGCUGCGCCCACGUGGCCGUCACUGAAGACGCAGACCGGGUUUUUUACGUCCGGCAGCAGAGCCAAACGACGGUCCUCAGCUGGAACAACAACACAGGUCAUUUCAAAGAGAGAGAU